Messenger RNA from Chara braunii, 3952 nucleotides. The record is from the annotation of a GenBank genome assembly. Lineage: Eukaryota; Viridiplantae; Streptophyta; Charophyceae; Charales; Characeae.
UCGGAAAGGCAACUUGUAGUGCCUUGAUUGAUUGCGGAGCAUCUCGCAACUUCAUGAGCCAACCCUUUAUGGCCCGCGCAGGCCUUGGCCCGCGCGUUAGAAGGAAGACGCACCCUACGCAAGUUACACUCGCGAAUGGCCGCACGCAAAAGUCGAUUGACCGAUGCAUUGAUGGCGUCCCGGUAUACUUUGCGCCCCCUUGCGUGCGAGCCGGUGUCUUUCGACAUCCUCGACACCAAGUUUGACAUGAUUUUAGGCAUGUCUUGGUUGCGUAGCGCCGAUCAUCCGGUGAACUUUCAUGACCGAACCGUUCAUGUCCGUGAUCGGAACGAAGUGUUAGUCCCAUGUACGGUCGCAACCCCUCACACUUCGAUUGCUUGUCACGUGGUUUCCGUUGCGAGAAUUCGCGACGCGAUAGCUCGGAAUGACGUCGAGGACAUGGGCCUUGUUUUCUUACAUGCCCUCCCCUCGCCGGACGGACCAACCGCGUCACCGCCGGACCCACGCAUUACUCACCUCUUGGAUGGGUAUGGAGACGUCUUCGAGGCUCCCACCGGAACGGUUCCGGAUCGGCCCAUACGUCACGGGAUCACUCUCCAGGCUGGUGUCGUCCCUCCGCGUGGAUGCAUUUACCGCAUGAGCGAAGAAGAACUAGAGGUACUUCGCGCACAACUCGAUGACCUUCUCGACAAGGGCUGGAUUCGCCCUACCAAGUACAAAGCAAAUCGCGACAAGUGCGAAUUCGCCAAGCAAGAGCUUGAGUACUUGGGCCAUUAUGUGACGCUGAAAGGCAUUCGUCCCUUAGCGGACAAGAUCCAAGCCAUCGUGGAUUGGCCGGAACCCCGUUGCACAACGGACGUACUCUUUUUCAUGGGUUUGGCUGGAUACUAUCAGCGCGUCGUCGAGUCUUACUCCAAAGUGGCAGCUCCUUUGUCGAGACUUCAGUCUCCGAAGGUACCAUUCGAGUUCGAUGAUGCAGCUUGUGGCGCUUUCAAUACGUUGAAGACGGCGAUGCAAGACACACUGGCCCUCCGUAUCUAUGACCCCACCGUACCCACCCAAGUGACUACGAUGUUUUCAGGUCGAUCUACGGUCCCUUAUGGCGAAUUGAAACCGAUGCCGAUUCCUCGGGCACCUCGCCUCUCCAUUGCUAUGGAUGUUACAAGCCCGUUCCCCCGCGAUCGCCUCGAUCAUGACGGGAUUCUCACGGUCGUUUACCAUUUGAGCAAGCACGCUCGUUUUCUUCCAUGCAAGUAUCGUGCUACAGCCCCCGAGCUCGCUCGACUCUUGCACACCGGCUGGAUUACCGCCCAUGGUGUUCUGGAAGAUAUUGUGAGCGACAAAGACAGUCGUUUCAUGUCUGCCUUUUGGACUUCCCUCAUGACGGAGUCCGGUUUGACUAUGAAGCCGAGUUCCACACGACACCCGCAGACAGAUGGACAGUCGGAACGAGCGCAUCAGACCGCUCAAAUGAUGUUGCGUAAACUCAUUCGUCCCGACCAGAAAGAUUGGGUUGCCCGGCUUCCCGACAUCAAGUUCGCUUAUAACACUUUGGUGCAUCCGGCAAUCUGCCUCACUCCAUUUGAGUUACAUCACGGUGGAGAGAAGGCCCGAGUCUUCGUCGAUCUUCUUCUACCACGGGCCGCCGACAUAGACGUCGCUUGCUCUCCCGCUUCCGUCCGGAAGUACCGGGACUUGCUGAUCAAAGACCGCGCGAACAUGCAAAAGGCUCAAAUCCGCAUGCAGCAGCAAGCUAAACGACGUCGACUCCCAUGUCCUUUCCGCGAGGGAGACCUUGUUUGGGUCCUCGCUGGGGAAUUCGCGCUCGAGCAGGACGUCUCGCGCAAACUCCUCCCGAAAUGGUUUGGACCAUGGAAGAUAACUUCUGCAGCAGGCGACGACCCUGCAGGUCCUUCCUUUGUGAUUGCCAUCCCACCACACCUCCAUGUGCACCCGGUCUUCCAUGCGUCGAAGCUGGCCAUCUACACGACACCAUCUGCAGACGAGUUCCCGGGCAGACGAUCACAGGAUCCGCCCUCUAUGGACGGCCAUCAGGAAGUUGACCGUGUCAUCAGGCACCGCAAGUUUGGCAACAAGCCAAUGCAAUACCAAGUCACUUUCAAGCAAUGUGACCCGGAUGACACCUGUUGGAUCUCCCGCGCAGACUUACAGGCAUUUGCACCUCUCAUCUUCUCCGACUACGAAACUCCAAGACUUGCCAUGGACAAAGCUCGUCCCACCCGACCCACCCCGGUAUCCGACAGACAACUUCGCCCUCGCAGAGCCCGUGCACUAGCAGCGGGGAUAGCAGCAGCAAACGCAACAGCUAGAGAGCAGGCAGCAGCAGCCAGAGCAACAGCAAUGGCUAACGUUACCAGCUCUGCUGCGUCAUCGACAGCGUCCUCGUCAAGGACUAGUGGGAGCUCAUUGGGAAUGCCAACGAGUUCCACAAGUUCCUCAGGCACUUCCGGUUCCACAGGCUCUAGCCAGUCUCCUAGUCAAAUGGCGGGCUCGCAGUUCAGCCCGUUGACCCCGCGUCAGAGGGAGCUCAGAGAGAUCCAGCAGGUCGAGAUGCUCCGCCGUAAGUUAGAGAAGGACCUGAAAGAUGCUACCGAUAGAGAAAAUGCGAUGAAAACUAGAGCAGCCAGGCUUGAAUCUUUAGAGGUUGACAAGGCUGAACUAGAGGGCUUGGACGAGUCAGCGUUGACUGACCCACUGAAGGUAUUGAAGAAGAACAUGCUGUCACUACACGCACACGUGGACAGCAAGUUAGACUUUAUGCACAGCACUCUAGACCAGAUCCUGGAUGCUUUGACAAGGCCAGGAUUCCGACCACCAGCACAAUCGCCGUUGCCGUUAUCGGCGAUGUCAGGCCCUUUUCCGGUUCAAGCUGGCACACAGCCAAGUGGCACAUCUGCAGCAGUCUCACAGACUGUUGCGUCUACUUCUUCGGGUCCAGCGGUGGUCGCUACACCACCGCAACAAUCUGUUCCUUCACAGGGACAGCAGCAAGGUCAAUGGUACCCCAAAACCCCAAUGAAACCGCCUCUUGCCUUCUCGGGCGAGAGAAAGGACGAGGAACUCAACACAUGGUUGAGAUCCGUCCCGGUUUGGGUGAAGGCAAAGAGGACCUUGCCUGAGGACGAAGUGGUAACUGUUGCAUCUUACCUCGAGGGUAAGGCAGCCAAGUGGUUAGAUGGUGUAGUUAUCAAGGCCGGGUAUGGGAGACGCAUGGCGGACUGGGCUAAGUCUUUGACUUUAGACCAAUUCAUGGAAAUGGUAGAGGCUCGAUGGCAUAACCCACAGGAGGCUCAAAAGGCCACUGAUGCCAUUAACAAACUGGACCAACGCAAGUUCAGGUCAGUUAGGGAGCUUACGACUACCGUUGAGAGCCUGAUCCUUGUCCCACGCAUUAACUACAGCGACCAGUUCCUAUUGACUACAUUUGUCAGAUGUCUCCCAGAGAACAUCAGGAACUUACUAGCCAGCGAGGCACGCACUGAAUACCACUCGUUUGAGACAUUGUCUAGGAAAGCCUUAGACUUAAAGGCCACACUAGGCAAUGCUCAACCCACCUCAGGAAAUGACUCAAAGAAGAAAAAGAGUCCCCUGGAGUGGAAGAAGAAGGGGCCGAAGUUGAUGAUGGUUGAGUCUGAUGGGACUCAAACUGAGAUCGACGAGCUCUCUCACCUGGUGGACUAUUCAGAGUAUGACGGCGAGGAGGUAGCUGAGGGCAGCAACCUCGCCGCGGUAGUUAAGACUAAGGCGGCAGGUCGAGGAAAGGGCCAGCCUAGGGGUGAAGGGAAGGCCGCCUCCAAUCAAACCAAACAGGCUGAUUGGGUAAAGGCAGGUCUUGAUCAAGACGUGUAGCGUGACCGCCGAACGCGUGGUGCUUGUAUUAACUGUGGGGAGUACGGACACUCACAGUACAAGUGGCAGAACACUAAGGUUA